Messenger RNA from Seriola dumerili (greater amberjack), 1554 nucleotides. RefSeq names its product ADP-ribosylhydrolase like 2 (gene adprs). Gene Ontology annotation, cellular component: mitochondrion; nucleus. The transcript is spliced from 6 exons. The coding region runs from base 136 to 1281 and encodes 381 amino acids. Lineage: Eukaryota; Metazoa; Chordata; Actinopteri; Carangiformes; Carangidae. The record is from RefSeq and is a predicted model, not a curated record.
UAGAAAGGGGCAGUUGAGUCAACAUUUGUUGUUGUUGUAACUUACGCUGCGCCCACUCCCUGUCUCACAGUCUGGUCCGCGGACCAGCGGCGUGUUUGUCUCGGUGUAGGCUGAAGUCUCUUCACCGGCGGAUGAAUGGCAAUGACUGCAGUGAGAGCGGUGGCAGCAGCGGGGGGCCCGGCGUCUUUGUCCCGGUUUAGGGGAGCGCUGGUCGCGGCUGUGCUCGGUGACUGUGUCGGCGGAGAGUUUGAAGGAGCGGAGGAGGUUCCCAUGGAGAGUGUGCUGCAGCACCUGAACAGCCUGGACGAUGAGACUAAAGGAAACGGCAUUCUUGAAUAUAGUGAUGACACGGCAAUGGCUCGUUGUGUGGUCCAGUCCCUACUCACCCGUACCGGUUUUGAUGAGCAGGACAUGGCCCGCAGGUUUGCUAAGGAGUACAGUGCAUCUCCUGGUCGUGGUUAUGGUUCUGGGGUGAUCCAGGUGCUGAAGAAGCUGUCCUCCCCCCAACUCAGUGAUGUGUACCAGCCAGCCAGGGACCAGUUUAAUGGUCGGGGCUCCUUUGGGAAUGGGGGGGCCAUGAGGGCGGCUCCCUUCGCACUGGCUUUCCCUGACCUGGAUGAUGUUAAAAGGUUUGCUCGCCUGGGCGCCAUGCUGACCCACUCCUGCUCUCUGGGUUAUAACGGAGCAGUGCUGCAGGCGUUGGCUGUGCACCUCUCCCUGCAGGGGGCGCUAGACUUACCUCAGCAGUUCAUUAGCAGGCUAAUCACAGAGAUGGAGGAAGUGGAGGACGAUGAGGCGACACGCAGUGAUGCCAGAAUCUUGAAGGAAGCAGACAAGCCAUUCUGUGAGCGCCUCCACAGAGUUAGAGACCUGAUGGACAGGAGCAAGGUCAGCAUAGAGGAGGUCAUCUCUGAACUGGGUAAUGGCAUCGCUGCACUCCACUCAGUCCCCACGGCCAUCUUCUGUGUCCUCCACUGCCUGCAGCCCCGGGAAUGCCUUCCGGAGAACUACGGCGGCCUGGAGAGGACAAUAGCGUACAGCCUGGCCCUAGGAGGGGACACGGACACCAUCGCCUGCAUGGCCGGGGCCAUCGCCGGGGCUCACUACGGCAUCGAGGCCAUUCCACAGUCCUGGAUGAAGUGCUGUGAGGGGGCAGAGGACGCGCACAUGAACGCGGAGCGGCUUCACAUGCUGUACCACCAGUCGUCACAGGGGGGCGGGAGUGGGACAGGGGAGAAGAGCUGUGCAAACGGUACAGAGAAGAAAACUGAAGCAGAGUAAUGCUUCAAAUGGAUUUUGACAAAAGGACCCUCAUACACAGAAACAGAUUAAACAUACACAAGAGACACUUUGUCAUUUUCCAUUUCAGACUUUUUUUGUCUGCAGAUGCAAACACUUUACAUUAUACCCAAUCCCCCUGUCCUUCCCUUUCCUGUUUUGUGUUGAACAAUCUUUUGUCAUGUGAAAUUGCACUAUGAAUUGGCCAUGUGUUGUUAUCCUUUAUCCUUUUGGUGGAUAACAAUUAUUUAAUAAACUUUUUUUUUUUUAAAUUCA